CUCUCUGUCUGUCAUGCUGCUCUCAUUCAGGACGGCGUGCGUUGCCCUCACAGUCGAGAUAAACUCAGCGUCCCGUCUUCGGGGUCCAUGUGACUUCAAGCGAAGGGAAGACGUCCUCCAUCUCUGAAGUUACUGGUUCCCGAACACAUCGCGAUGGGUUCCACUGCUGCGCCUGUGAGCGUCGCCGUCCUGCCCAGCAACAACGACUCCAACCAGCCCGCCUGUGACACCCUGUACGCCCACCGGGACUACGCCAGGGUGCUCAUGCCUCUCUUCUACAGCGUGGUGUUCCUGGUGGGGCUGCUCGGGAACAGCCUCGCCCUCCACGUCAUCCGCCCCAACGUGAAGAAGAUGAACUCCACCACCUUGUACUCCCUCAACCUUGUCGUCUCCGACAUCCUCUUCACCCUCUCGCUGCCCGUGAGGAUCGUCUACUACGCCCUGGGCUUCCACUGGCCUCUGGGCGAGGUGGUGUGCAAGAUCUCGGGACUCAUCUUCUACAUCAACACCUACGCCGGGGUCAACUUCAUGACCUGCCUCAGCGUGGACCGCUUCAUCGCCGUGGUGCUGCCGCUGCGCUUCGCCCGACUCAGGAAAGUCGGCAACGUGCGCUACAUCUGCGUCGGCGUCUGGCUGCUGGUGCUGGCGCAGACCCUCCCCCUCGUCGCCAUGCCAAUGACCAACCGGGAGCCCGACGGCUCCGUCACCUGCAUGGAGUACCCCAACUUCGAGCGGGUGGACAACGUCGCCGCCAUCCUGAUCGGCGCCGUCUUCCUGGGUUACGUCGUUCCCGUGGUGACCAUCCUGGUGUGCUACUCCGUCCUGUGCUCCAAGCUGCACUCCUCGGCCAAGAGCAACCGCCUGACGGACAAGUCGGGCCGCAGCCGCAAGGCCAUCGGCGUGAUCUGCUGCGUGUCCCUGGUGUUCGUGGUGUGCUUCAGCCCCUACCACAUCGACCUCCUGCAGUACAUGAUCCGCAAGCUGGCGUCGAGCCCCGACUGCGCCGACCUCACGGCCUUCCAGGUGUCGCUGCACGUCACCGUGUGCCUGAUGAACCUCAACUCCUGUCUGGAUCCCUUCAUCUACUUCUUCGCCUGCAAGGGCUACAAGAGGAAGCUCCUGAAGCUGCUGAAGCUGCAGGUCAGCAUGUCCUUCUCCAGCGCGGCGAGGACGUCGCCCGAAGGAUCCUCCAGGGACGUGGUCGACGGCAACAAGAUCCAACUCAACAGCUGCGCCGCGGGCUCGGUCACGGAGAGGCUCACCGACGGCAGGGCUCACCAGUGAGGGAAAGAAGCGAGAGCGAGAGGAGAGGACCUUUCUUCUCCUUGAGGCCGACCUUGGAGGGUCUCGAACCAACCGGAAGUGGACUCGCUUAUGCCAUCGGGGGACUCCAAGCAUCUGGAUCCAAAAGACAUCAAGCUAUUAUGGAGCAAAUCCAAAGGAAAGUCCAAACUAAGAACAUCAACAGAGCGACAGAAUAGAAAUCCAGCCCACGUUUUUUUUUUUUUGCAUCAAAUCGAGUUUGAGGAUCGCCUCCCAACCCUGAAAAGACUUGAGCGCUGGCGAGUAAGAGCCGGAGGCGGAGCUUGUCCGAGGGGAGAGGGGGCGGUCCAGUUGGCGUCAAGUCCGACAUUCAAAUACCUACGAACCGGAGAAGUGGCGAAAGCUUAGCUCGUGUACAGUUUGUGAAGAGUGAAGGACUCAAAUGAAAAAAGGCAACCGUGUAAUAAUUGCAACCGGACCAUGACCUCACGUUUGACCCCGUGACCUCACAUCUGACCCCGUCCUCGCCGCAGCACCUUUAUGGGCCGAGGCGUGACGGUAGAAGCGUUGACAUGAACUUCAUGCCAGAACCGAAUCAGACUCACAGCCUCAGGUUUUCUCUUGGCCCUUGGUUACACCGCCACGCCUCAGGAGAGCGUACACGCCGCACAUCAACUGCCUGCCGACCGAAUUAACCUUAAUUGGCGGGUGGAGCGACCGGCGCCAUUUGUCUGUUUUUGCAUUCAUUUUUUCUCAUUGCGGUCUACGAUGUCAUUACAUUUAAAGGGGAGUUUUUCUUGUCGACAUGCAGAAGUUAUGUUGACAUGCGGCGCUGUUCACCGUACUGCAGCGUGUAUUCCUCAAGGGUCGGACACAUGUGUUGAGUGCAUUUCAUUCCUCAUUAAACAUCUGCUUGUUUACAUCCA
This is a messenger RNA of Pseudoliparis swirei, 2189 nucleotides long. RefSeq names its product G protein-coupled receptor 183a (gene gpr183a). NCBI's taxonomy places the organism in Eukaryota, Metazoa, Chordata, Actinopteri, Perciformes, Liparidae. Gene Ontology annotation, cellular component: membrane. The transcript is spliced from 2 exons. Gene Ontology annotation, molecular function: G protein-coupled receptor activity; oxysterol binding. The record is from RefSeq and is a predicted model, not a curated record. Gene Ontology annotation, biological process: G protein-coupled receptor signaling pathway. The coding region runs from base 154 to 1284 and encodes 376 amino acids.